Molecule: messenger RNA, 2570 nt
Organism: Hippocampus comes (tiger tail seahorse)
Lineage: Eukaryota; Metazoa; Chordata; Actinopteri; Syngnathiformes; Syngnathidae
Gene: heatr3
Product: HEAT repeat containing 3
Exons: 15
Coding region: 148-2166 (672 amino acids)
Biological process (GO): ribosomal large subunit biogenesis; protein import into nucleus
Source: RefSeq, a predicted model, not a curated record
CGGUACAACAGCAAAACUCGCACUUUACGGCAGUUAUCUUCCACAUGGCCAUUUCCUCGUUCAUCGUCAUUUCUGAGGGUUAUUUCCUGAAAUUUGCGACCGAUUAACCUCGAAUUUUCCAGAUUUGCACUUUAAAACAAGUUCAGAAUGGGCAAAAGUAAGACGACAAAGUUUAAACGUCCUCAGUUCAAUGCUGUCGGACUACCUGUGACCGCCGUGAAGGAAGCGGCCGCAGAGGAGGAGGCAUUCGCGGACGACGACGACGACUGCCCGGCGGUGGAACUGCUGGAGAAAUUGGAGAGUCCCAGCGCGGAUGUAAGGGAGUGUGCAUGCGCCGGCAUCUCUCGGGUAGUCCAGCAGAGUCAGAGCAUCCCGAGCUUUCUACAGAGGGACGCAGUGAGGCGGCUUGGUCCCAUGUUGCUGGACAGCAGCCUGGCCGUCAGGGAGACCGCCGCCGGAGCACUCAGAAAUCUGAGCGCAUGUGGUGGCCCGCAGGUGUGCGAGGACAUGGUGAAGCGCGACGUCAUGACUCCUCUGACAGCACUGCUCAGAAACUGUUGCGCAGGUUUCGACGGUGCCGCAGUACCGACCAAAGAGCCAAAGAACCAAGCUGAGAACGUCCUCAAUGAGGCAGUGAGCCUACUGUGGAAUCUCUGCGAGAGCAGCAACCAGGCACUGUUCCUUUUCAACAAAUCAGGUCUUCUAGAUGUGGUAGUCCAUUGUCUGGAGAGACACCCCCACAACGUGGAGUUAGCCACUUCUGCUGCGCACUGUUUGCACACGGUGUCGGAGGACAACCCCGAGCUGCUGUGUAGCAUCAAUGGCCAUGUGCAUGGAGCUCUCGAGGGCAUACUGCUGUCAAACCAGCCUGGCAUGGCGCACACUCUCCUCAGAACACUGGCUGCAGGAUCACUGUGGAACAUGAUGGGAAGCCUCCCCGCUGCUCGCCAGGCUCAGACCCUCACAGCUGUGCUCACCACAGUGUCCCAAUGUCUGGAUUUGGACGCGGGUGAGCUCAUCCCUCAACUUCACAGAGCAGAGGAGGCACGCUUCAAGGAUGCUCCCCCCGCAUCAGGGAUAGAGGCGCACGUGAGCGGGGAGCCCGCUGUGGAGGAGAUGGAUGAGGAGGGAACAGCACAGCGAGUGAAAAAUGGAGAUUCCGAUGAUGACUUUUCUGAUCUCUUGCCUAGGGAGCUGGAGGAGUUGAGGGAGGCGGCGGCCUUGCUGACGGCCCAGCAGACGUCCCUGGAGAUCCUCGUCAACAUGUGCUGCUCUGACGAUCCCUCAGACGACGAGUGGGAGGAAUCGUCAAGUGGCGAUGAAAGUGAAGCGACGGCUGAUGGAUUUUCGAGCCUCAUGUCGCCGCUCUGUUUGUCGGCAGAGGUGCACGCUGCCCUCAUCAACCACAACAUCCCAGAAAAGGUGCUCAAAAAGACGCUGUUCCCCAAGCAAGAAGCCAUGGACGUGUGCCGCCAGACUACCAACUGGAGAGGCCUUCAAAAGAAAAUGCGGCGCGUCCAGUCUCGUGCCCUCACGUGCCUCCACAGCAUCCUGUCCGGCAUGGACGCCGAGUCUCUGGGCGGGGCAGAAGCCCUGCAGCAGGCUGCGCAGCACUUGUCCGCGCUGGUUUUUGGAGCACCAGAGAUCCCUAAAGAUGAGGAGUUCCUGGAGGCAGUCAUCAGUGCGAUGCGGGCUCUUUUGCAGAUGACCACCUCGAAAAACAUCCCUCUGUCGAUAAACUUGCAGCAGCUAAUGAGCCUCAGUGAAGCUGCUUCCCGCUGUGAUGUUGUCAGCGUGAGAGUCAACGCAGUCGCCAUCCUGGGCAUCACUGGCAGCACCCUCGCCAAAGAGAAAGGCUCAGCUCCAACCCUUGAGAUGAUUGGGAGCGGCUUGCUCCAAGUCGCAACCAAUGAUGCUGACCUGGUCGUUAACGGCGAGGCCUUAGACGCCCUUUUCGAUGUGUUUGCGGAUGGCAAGGAGGCCGAGACGGCGGCCAAGAGCAUCCAGUUACUUCCUGCUUUGAAGAUGCUUCAGCCUGUCUUUAAGGCCAAGAUCCGGAAGGCGGGCAGAGACGAGUACAGCCCGCAACAGCUGUGCGUGCUCGACAACGUCAGAGUCAAUCUGAGGCGAUUCAUCGGCUACCUUGAGACUCUGGCCAAGAAGUGACCGCAGUAUGGUGGUGAAAACCAUCCAGUAUUUAUUAUUUUUAAUGUUGUUUAUUUUGGUUUGGCCUGACUCCUAAGUUUAUAUUUGAGGUUUCUUUACUGUGAAGAAAUCAACUGCUGGUUGAAGUUGACGGUAAGAGAUCAUUCUCGAUUGAUAUCAUAAAUCAGGGUUUCCGAAACUCAGAGUGCAGGAUCCAAAAAUGUCUUCCUUUUAUUAUUUAUUGGGGGUUUCCUAAGUGCCAUACACUAUGUAAUAGAAUUGGACAAUUAAUGCAUCAAGUGCCUUACAACAGGCUUCUCAUCCUUUUUGUGUCCAGGAACCCCUUACGUUGGAGAAUUGACGUGUCAUAAAAUUAUGGGGUUCUUAGUUUACAAUUGAGCCAUGGUCAAUUUACUCCAUGAAUG